GAACUGACUGACGUUAAUUGGUAUUAUAUAGCAUACAAACUAAUUGGGAAACCAUACUAUUAAAAAGUUGCAUAAACAGUAAAUAAACUAAGCUUGCAUCAAAAUUUAUGAAAUCCCACAGCCCAAAACAUAAUUAAAUUGGAAAAUGAACAACCAAAUUUUUUGUUAUUGCCUAUACUUAUUUUGUAAUUGACCUAUUGAGAGUGGUUAAUAUUUUUCCCAUUUGCCAAUAGCAAAAAAAAAACACAAAUUCAAUUACUAAUUAGUUGCUUUGUUUACCAGUAGGCAGCAAAACAUUCCCUUUCUAUUUAAUUGUCUCUAAUGAAUGUGGCCUUUCAAUUUGAAACUUAUUAUUACCCUUAAAUAGUUACCUUUUAAUAUAGUAAAUUCAAAGCAGCAGCGUAAUUAUGCUGAAAUAGUUGAAGAGGUGCAUCAUUUAAAUUUGUAUUUAUAUUCAGGGUGAGUGAAUAGAGCUAACUGAGUGAUUAUAAGUAUUAAUUGAAAUAUAAAAUUUCGUAAGCAGCAGGCAUAAUUGUGAGGAAAAGUGCACUUCUAUGUAUUAUAUGUGACGUGGUGGUUGAUACACAAUUGUUUUUUUUACAUUUUCUACAAUUUGUGUUUAUUAUAGGAGCAUGCUGAGAUAAUGAACAACUCUUGUAUUUAAAUGUAUUAUUAUGUUUUGGUCAAAUAGAAAGGGCUUACUUAAGACUUACUAUUCAAGUUUAACAUUUUACAAUCGUAAGUUUAAGUAUAAAAAGCAGCAUGCCAUAUUAUAAAAACGUUCGAAAGGUGUUCCAAUUAGAAGUAUUUUCACAGUCACGGUGAAUUUAAAGAGUUUACUUUGUAUGGAAAGACUUUUGCUUGUGAACAUAAUAAAAACAUUUUAAAAUAGUCAUUUUUAUAUUAAAAGCAGCAGGCAUAAUUAUGAUGAAAUAUGAGGAAAGCUUUUCCUCGGAAAAUUAUUAGGGGAUUAAUUGAGAUUUAAUUUUCCUUCACCUAAUUUAUACUUUUAAAAGUUGAAUUUCAAUAUAUUUAGAAAUGCAGUCCUAAUAGUGCUGCAAGAUCUAAAACGUUGUUUAAAUCAGUGAAUGGAUAGGGAAAAAUAAAGCCUUCAUUCUACUUUAAUUUAAAGGUCUGAGUUAUUUAUUUUGAAUCUUAUGGGGGAACUACAAGCCCUGGAUCUGCUAAAGAUGUUUAGCAUAAAUAGUUCUUAUGCAAAUGGUGCCAAGAUGUUGCUAGUUGGUAGAUGGGGGACUACAAAUGAGGUUCAGGUAGCCGCCUGCAUUCUGGUAAUUACUUUUGCCACGUGCGAAGGGGCAGCUGUUGCACGUAGCACCUAUCCACCACUAUGUGUAGUUGUACUAUAUCUGCAUUUGUAUCUGUAUCUGUAGCUGAGGUGGCGCCCCUUACACACAUGACAGCAGAUACAUAUCUUUUGCUUAUAUACGAAGGGGAUCUAUGUACUAUAUACUAUAUACUAUAUACUAAAUGUGUGGCAACUGGUAGCGGAAAUAAUAUGGGGGAGAGGAAUGGAAUGGAAAGGAGGGAAGAGGAGGGGAGAGGAGAGGUGCAGGAUGCGGUGAGACAACUCCCCUAAUCAAAUAAUGCCAGUCGCAUUCAGGAUCUAUCUUGUGCCGCUGUUUCUGGUUCUGUCUCUGGUUCUGUUUUUGUUUUUGUACUGUUUCUGCACUUCUACCUUGGCUUUGUCACAACAAAGGACGAGACAGGAUCCUCGCAAACAGCUGACAGCUGUGUGCCUCCUGUCUCAGUCUCUGUCCCUACUUCCAAAUGCGAUAUCCUUGUGCGCUGUCAUUGCCCUGCCUUUGAGUAUCCUUCGGAUGCAGCAGACUCUUCAUCUCCAUCCCACUCAUCAUCUGCAUGUGUCGCGUGCCGUCUGCCGCUUAAAUUUGCCCACUGCCCAGCUGCUGUUGGUGCCUCCAGUUUCUGGCUAAUCCGCUUGCCAGUUGCCCCCUGACUGCUCUGAUUUGCUGUUGGCUUUUGGUCAAAAGGCAAUUAAAUUUGGCCACCACAGCGGGGCAAAGGACAUCCAAUCUGCGGGGCUGAGAGGCUUUCACUAUGCAUGUGGGAGAUCCGGAAUCGGGAUCCACGUAUAUAACGCAUUACUCCGCUUUUCUCUGGCAACCAAAUUGUAACGGUCGCUUGGGCAGCAAAAAGUAGGGGAGUGGCUGCCUUUAGGGAGGGUUUUCGGUCCUCAUAAACAACCAAGUUAAACAAGUAUGAAUUUAAAUGGGAAGGGAUCGACAAUAAAAUACCCAGCGAUUUAAUUCAAAAAGUCAAAUGACAAAAGACAGCAAAAACAAAAAGUAAAACAAUUACUUCUUUUAAGCCUUUAAUGCCUAUGAAGCUUAUUUACUAUUGAAAUCAUCUUAAAUGUGAUUUAAGUCGGUGAUUUUAGUUAUUCAGGUGCCUAAUUUUACUUUUGCUUUCCCAAGACAAAAAUAUGAAACAGAACAAUCAAAACAGCAAACACUCUAAAAGUUUAUUAUUUAAUUUUUUCUCUGAAAGAAGUUGAAUCAAAAUAUGAAUGAAAAACUAGAAAUGCUUUGGACUUUGCAAGCUCUAGUUUAUGACUUGACACAUUUAUGGCAAGAAUAUGUACAUAUUAAAUUAAAUUGUUCUCUAAAGCUAAGCAUUUCAAGUUUAUUUGAUGUGAUGCAAGCGUUUUUAAACAAAAACUUUUUAGCUAAACAAAUAAUAUUGAAAGUUUUUAAAGAUAGACCUACAAAUAAAUAUUUUUAGCUAAUUAUGCAUAAAAUUAAGCAACUUGUUCUAAUGAAUGCUAGAAAAAAAUCAUAUUAGGUUGAUAUUGUCAUAUUUCUGGUGGCGACAGUGUGCUGAUAUGAUCUAGUCUGCACUGGCGAACACAUAAUCUUAUGUGGACUUAAAUAUCACUAAACAGCACACAUCAUAUCCUACCCUAACUUUGCUUCUAAGUGGCAUCGAAACGGAAUUAAAGCCACGAGGGAGCGUUAUGAGUUGGUAAAUAAGAAUUAAAAACGCUGAUAAAGCGCACCGAAUGAAACGCCGGCUGCUCCUGCAAUUCGCCAGGGGUUUUUAGGUUUUUAGUUUUGGUCCCAGUUGAAAUGUCUCAGUUGGCAGUGUAUUUCAACCCUCAUUUCGAAGGUUGAUCAGGAGCAGAUGUUUCUGUGCGUUCCGUGUUUCUGUGUCUCUGUUGUACUGGCUUAAUGGAACGCGCCAAACACAGUCGGUCAUUGUACGGGUGUCUUAUGUACAAGUAAAUGGUGUUUGUGUUUUAUGGGGUUGGGGUAUCGCGGCGCAGCACGAUCCACUCGACUGCGCGCCGGCGCAGGAAGUGGAGGAAGUUGAGGAGCUGCCGGCUGGAACGACUCUUCAGAUCAGUUGAGUCGCAGUUGCCGAGGCGAGCGGAUCGCAGAUCUUGAAAGCGCAGAACAGUGAAAAGUGUUUGGGAAAACCCAAAGAACACCCAAAGAACACCCCUCAAAGGUUGUGAAAUAACCGCCAGUACAGUACACAGUGCCAACAUGUCGCAGCAUAACUAUACGAACCCGGCAUUUUGCCAAAACAGCGAGUUUUAUCCGGUGCCCAGCAGCAACAGCUCUUCGCGAGUGGAGUCCAUCUACAAUCGGAGUCUUCAGAUGAAUUUCGGGGCAGCUGCUCCGCGUUCUGGACAUGCCACGCCCACUCGAGAUCCCCGCGAAGGUCCCCUGCGUAUGCAGCGUAGCAUGUCCACGCGUUCGGUGACGCGGAAACAACAUCAGCAGCAGCAACAUCAGCAGCAGCAACAGCAGCAGCAGCAACAUCAGCAGCAGCAACAGCAGCAGCAGCAACAUCAGGCCAAACAGCAGCAAUAUCAGCCGAAUCAGCAGCCAUCUUCUAGUGGCCGCUAUGCUUUGGUUCCUCUGGAGGAACUGAACAGCAGUAGGGCCAGCAGAUAUGCCAUAGUUCCUGGCCAGGCUGCCCAGAGAUUGGCCAGAUCGCAGGAUAACCUGGAUCGCUACAGUUCCCGGCAUGGCUUGCAUGAGGAAGAGGAGCCGCACUCCUUCCACGAAGAACCCCAUCAGGAGACCCAGUUUGCCAGCUUGCCGCCCACAUUGAAUCUGCCACCCAAGCCCAGGAGCCAUACUAAUAAUAAUAAUAGCAACAACCCGAAUGCCAAUCAAACGAAGAUAAAGCAUGCCUUUAGCAGUGAUUUCGGCAGCAAGACCUUUCUGAUUGUGGAUAAGAAUAGCAACCAGCGGUACCAGAUGGUGCCCACCGCCGAGGAUGAGGAACUGGUGGACGAGAACCAGGAGAUCAUACAGAUGCACAACGGCAGGGCCCAUCGCUAUGCCAUGGUGCCCACGGAAGCGGAUGAGGAUGAUGACUUGGAGCAGGACCAGCAGGAUCAGCAGGAUCAGCAGGAAACGUGCCUCAGCAACAUGGAGUUGAGUCAGCAAUAUGCGGCCAGAACUUCAACGCCGCAGCAGAGGAAUGCAGCUGCUGCCACGAGGGCGCUGCAUGAGCUGCUGACCACGCCCAGGAAAAUGCAGCCGCCUCCGAGAUUGGCCCACUCCACGCCCCGCAAUGCCGCCCAUCAUGAGCAGUUGCAGAUGGAGCGUAGACUGGAGAUCUACAAGAGCCAGCAGAUCUACCAAAGUCAGCAGGUUGCACCUGCUUUGCCCCUCCGACCGAACCGACUUUCCCCCCAGAGACUCCACUACGAAACGGUGAAGCCGCUGCCCAUGCAGAUGGCCGAUCGCUCGAUGGCCGUGAUCAGUCCCCGGGUUCAGGAGCUGGAGCAGGAGCACGACCGAGAACAGGACAUGAGCAGCAUCCAGGGAAAGGGAAAGGACAAAGACUCCUACCCGCAGAAAAUGGCCAAUGCCACCAUCACCUUGGCCAUCGUCUCCCUGAUGCUCGUAUUGGGCAGCACCACCAAUGCCGGACUCAUCAUCUACAUGAUAUCACGACUUGGUAAAUCCUUUUACCUGCAGUUUGGCCUGGUGUCCUCCUUUUGUGGAAUGGGUCUUGGCUUCCUGGGAUUCAAAUCGCGCCAGUGUGACUGGUUGCCGAACCGGAGCUAUAGUUCCGGAUAUGUUCUGGUGACCGUGUUUUGCCUCUUCAAGUCCUGCGGUCUGCUAGUGAUUCUGGUUGUGGAUCCCUUCCCCGGUUUUCCUGUCCACGAUGUGACCACCGGAAUUAUCCUAGGACUCUCCACCUUCACCAUGUUCUUCAUCGGAUUGGGAGUGAUGGGAAGUCUCUGGUGCCACCGACCGCCGCCGGAUAACCGCGUCAAUGUGGUGUAAUCCAAAUAUAGUAGUUAACUUUCGCUUUUAGUCUCUAAUUAGUUGUACAUCAUCCACUUCGACAUCAAGAACUUGACACACCGAACGGCUAAAAGACCAAAAACCAUGCAUUAGAUUUAUAAUCAGAGGAAGAUCAUCAUCCCCCAAAACGACUGUAUAUAAUAAGUGGGUUGUACUUAUUGCUAGAUCAUAGUUUGUUUAACUUAUUGUUCACCCUUAGAAUAAGUGUGUUUCGGUAUAAGAAUAAAAUAAAGGCACUUCAAUACCAACUUGUAUGAAUU
Messenger RNA from Drosophila elegans, 5569 nucleotides. It is a transcript of the gene spdo, whose product is annotated as GATA zinc finger domain-containing protein 10. Lineage: Eukaryota; Metazoa; Arthropoda; Insecta; Diptera; Drosophilidae. The record is from RefSeq and is a predicted model, not a curated record. Bases 3525 to 5288 code for a protein of 587 amino acids. The transcript has 2 exons.